AUGAUAACGUUCCGGCUGUCCAAUGGUGUGUACGCGUACGCCGCCUACCUGCUGCUGAUGGUGUACUUCCUGUGGCCUGGACGGUUCGCCAGCCUGUACGAUUACAUCGAGGGUGAAAACAUCUACGAUCAGCUGAUACGCAAAACGACCAAAAACAUCUCACUGAUGCGGAACGGGUUGCGGUGCGAUUACAGUGAGGUUAUCGAGGAAAAUCUGUCCCUUUACCGGCCACCGUACACCGAGGACAUCAUUAACAACAAUGUCCGGCUCGGCGGUGAAUACUAUCCGGAAGAUUGUCUGCCCAGCUUUAGCACAGCUAUUAUCAUACCGUACCGGCAGCGGGAAAGGCAGCUAAAUCAGUUCCUUAUCUACAUGCACAACUAUUUACGUCGGCAACGGAUUCACUACCGGAUCUUUGUGAUUGAGCAGUACGAUCCGAAGCCGUUCAAUCGGGCCAAACUGUUCAAUAUCGGGGCGCUGAUCGCGAUGGGCCUAGACUAUCCCUGUCUGGUACUGCACGACGUUGAUCUGAUGCCGAUGAACCUUGGCCAUCUGUACGCGUGCUCCCGAAAGCCACGCCACAUGUGCUCGAGUCUGGAUGUGUUCCGGUACAAUCUACCCUACCGGGGACUGUUCGGUGGAGCGGUAGCAAUCGAAUCGAGCGUCUUCCUGAACAUUAACGGCAUGUCGAACAUGUUCAGUGGAUGGGGCGGUGAGGAUGACGAUCUGUACGGGAGGCUGCAGAACAAGCAGAUCGAAAUAUGUCGCUUCAGUCCGUCCUACAGCCAGUACUCGAUGUUGAAGCAUCGGCCAGAAGCACCGAACAAGGAUCGGGUAGCAUUCCUGAAGAAUGGCAAGCUCCGGUACCACACGGACGGAUUGAAUUCGCUCGUUUACAAGCAGGUCGGCUUCAAGCUGCACAACCUGUUCACGCACGUGCUGGUGGAAACUUAAAAGAAUCGAG
This is a messenger RNA of Anopheles maculipalpis, 964 nucleotides long. Its product is annotated as beta-1,4-galactosyltransferase 2. Gene Ontology annotation, molecular function: N-acetyl-beta-glucosaminyl-derivative 4-beta-N-acetylgalactosaminyltransferase activity. The transcript is spliced from 2 exons. Lineage: Eukaryota; Metazoa; Arthropoda; Insecta; Diptera; Culicidae. Bases 1 to 954 code for a protein of 317 amino acids. Gene Ontology annotation, biological process: glycosphingolipid biosynthetic process; carbohydrate metabolic process. The record is from RefSeq and is a predicted model, not a curated record.